AUGUCCCAGAUGGAGGAGUCUGCUUGCUUCGAGGGCCCUAGCCACGACAUAGCUAAUCUCAGCGUCAUCAGCAUGCAGAAGUUGCUCAGCGAUGACGCUGAGGAAGCAUCCAAAUUGUUUUCUGCCUGUUCGGAAUGGGGAUUUUUCUGUCUCGACUUGGACUCCAUCGCGACUGAGCCAUACAGGGCAUCAGCCGGCCAUCUCCAGGACUUCGCCGUCCAAUAUUUCAACCGGCCCUUGGAGGAGAAGAUGCAGGACACCAACGACGCUUGGGAAACAUUCAACAUCUGCGGGUAUAUAUGCCAAAUCCUCUUCCUCCGAGCCAACAACCAUGUUGAGUUCGAGGACCUCGAGGGCCAGAGGCGGAAUGCCUACGAUUGGCUCAAUAGGAAGUUUCUCAACUAUCGGUUGUCCCAUGAGGUGCAGAAACAGAGUCCAAUGGCUACUGGUAGGCUUGGAUUUGUUGGACUUUGGAGACCAGGCAUGAUUGCCUAG
Messenger RNA from Colletotrichum navitas, 495 nucleotides. RefSeq lists its product as uncharacterized. The transcript has a single exon. Bases 1 to 495 code for a protein of 164 amino acids. NCBI's taxonomy places the organism in Eukaryota, Fungi, Ascomycota, Sordariomycetes, Glomerellales, Glomerellaceae. The record is from RefSeq and is a predicted model, not a curated record.